Molecule: messenger RNA, 6184 nt
Organism: Taeniopygia guttata (zebra finch)
Lineage: Eukaryota; Metazoa; Chordata; Aves; Passeriformes; Estrildidae
Gene: LRRTM3
Product: leucine rich repeat transmembrane neuronal 3
Cellular component (GO): plasma membrane
Molecular function (GO): protein binding
Source: RefSeq, a predicted model, not a curated record
CGGAGCUGUCGGCAUGCGAGCGGCGGCGCGGCCCGGGCCCGGCUCCCCGCGGCUGGCCCGGCCGGCAGCGAGCCGCGGGCCCGGGGCGGGCAGCGCCGGCGGCAUGCCCCGCUGCACUGCAGCCUGCCAGCAGCCCGCUUCUAGCCACAACCAUGCAAAACCGUCAUGUCCAUGAAGAUCCUAUUACCUAGGAAGAAUUUGAUGUUUUGCUGCGAAUGCUGUGUUGGGAUUGAUUUAUUCUUGGAGUGUUCUGCACGGCUGGCAAAGAAUAAUGUUCCAAAAUCGGUCCUUCUCCCAAGGGGUCCAAUUUUUCUUCCUGGGUGUCAGCGAGCCCUGACUCACUACAGUGCAGCUGACAGGGGCUGCCAUGCUUGUGGCACACUAAGCAAAAAACAAAAGACCUAAGGACGACCUUUGAACAACACAAAGGAUGGGUUUCAAUGUAAUUAGGCUACUGAGCGGAUCAGCUGUAGCUCUGGUAAUAGCCCCUACUGUAUUACUGACAAUGCUUUCUUCUGCUGAACGAGGAUGCCCUAAGGGCUGUAGGUGUGAAGGCAAAAUGGUAUAUUGUGAAUCUCAGAAAUUGCAGGAGAUUCCCUCAAGUAUAUCUGCUGGUUGUUUAGGUUUGUCCCUUCGAUAUAACAGCCUCCAAAAACUAAAAUACAAUCAGUUUAAAGGUCUUAAUCAACUCACCUGGCUCUAUUUAGACCAUAACCACAUCAGCAAUAUUGACGAAAAUGCUUUCAGUGGAAUACGCAGACUAAAAGAGUUGAUCUUGAGUUCCAACAGAAUCUCCUAUUUUCUUAAUAAUACCUUCAGACCUGUGACAAAUCUCCGGAAUUUGGAUCUGUCAUACAAUCAGCUGCAGUCUCUGGGAUCUGAACAGUUCAGGGGCUUAAGGAAGCUGCUGAGUUUACAUUUGCGGUCCAAUUCCCUAAGAACCAUCCCUGUUCGAAUAUUUCAAGAUUGUAGGAACCUUGAACUGUUGGACCUGGGUUAUAAUCGCAUCCGGAGUUUAGCAAGGAAUGUCUUUGCAGGUAUGAUCAGACUGAAAGAGCUUCAUCUGGAGCACAAUCAAUUUUCUAAGCUCAACCUGGCACUUUUUCCAAGGCUAGUCAGUCUUCAAAACCUUUAUUUACAGUGGAAUAAAAUCAGUGUGAUAGGACAAACUAUGUCCUGGACCUGGAGCUCAUUACAAAGACUUGAUUUAUCUGGCAAUGAAAUAGAAGCUUUCAGUGGACCUAGUGUUUUUCAGUGUGUGCCAAAUUUACAGCGCCUCAACCUGGAUUCAAACAAGCUCACAUUUAUUGGUCAAGAAAUUUUGGAUUCCUGGAUAUCUCUCAAUGACAUCAGCCUUGCUGGGAAUAUAUGGGAAUGCAGCAGAAACAUUUGCUCUCUGGUAAACUGGCUAAAGAGUUUUAAAGGGCUGAGGGAAAAUACAAUUAUUUGUGCCAGCCCCAAAGAGCUGCAAGGGGUGAAUGUUAUUGAUGCAGUGAAAAACUACAGCAUCUGUGGCAAGAGCACCACAGAAAGGUUUGAACUAGCACGAGCUCUCCCAAAGCCAACGUUUAAACCAAAACUCACCAGGCCUAAACACGACAGCAAGCCCCCUCUGCCCCCAACCAUGGGAGCCACUGAAGCCAGCUCUGAGCCCGAGCACGACACAGAGCACAUCUCCUUCCAUAAAAUCAUAGCAGGCAGCGUGGCUCUGUUCCUGUCGGUGCUGGUGAUCCUGCUGGUGAUCUAUGUGUCAUGGAAGCGGUACCCUGCCAGCAUGAAGCAGCUGCAGCAGCGCUCUCUCAUGCGAAGGCACAGGAAAAAGAAAAGACAGUCGCUGAAGCAAAUGACUCCAAGUACACAGGAAUUUUAUGUAGAUUACAAACCUACCAACACUGAAACCAGUGAGAUGCUGCUGAAUGGAACAGGACCCUGCACGUAUAACAAAUCAGGCUCCAGGGAAUGCGAGCAAAACUGCACCAGAGAGCCACAGCCAGUCUGCAGUGGAAGGAAGGUGGCACCACUGAUUCUUUACAUCUCCUACACAUCAGCCUUGGGGAGUUCAGGCCACCUUGACCUGUAGGUGAAAAACAGGUAAUAAUACACUUUGUGUCUUGUCCCAGAUUCUCCUCAGGGAAAAGAGCCUUGAGUCAACACAGAGUGUGACAAGGGUUGGUUUUUCUGAGUGUUGCAGACUGCUGGCUGCCAGUAAAUUCUGUAAGCCUUGUACUCCAGUGCCAUUCCUGCUCCUGGUGGGAAGGCCUGGCACAGGAUGCAGGCAGUGCUGCUCAGGCAGGGCACUGCCCACCACUUCCCUCCAAACCAAAGGAGGCCAAAACCCACCAAAUUAUUUUCACUUUUCCAAGUCCAGUCAGUCCCCCAGUGAGACAAAAAUCUGUUGUGAACUUUGCUAACCUUCAAUUUGUUUAUGUUCUCAGGACUUAGUACACAGGGACAUAAAGAUUUCUUCCAGAUUAUAUCCUCUAUAGGAUCUCUACAUCUCUUCUCUUUCAUUGCUUUGCUUGGUGAACGCAGAAAUUAAAGCCAUCAACUUGGAAAAUAUUUCCUUAUUUGGAGUUUCAGUAUUAAAUAUGGAAAAAAAAAAAAAAAAAAUUCCAGUAAUUCCAAACUGGAAUAAACAGCUCAUCAAGCCAGUUAUCUAUCAAUUAAUAAAUUAAAGAUUAUAACAUUUCUCCUCAGCUGCUUCAACAAUAGAAUUAUUUAGUUCUAGUUAGAAAUAAAUGUCACUCCUUAAAGUAUCUCAUCAUCAAAAAUGUUGAAGCACCUUUCAUUAGAGGGUCUCGAAACACUUUGCAAGACAUUACCAAUGCCAUUUCUACAGAAAUGGGGUUCUUUUCAGGCCACAGCAGCACUGGAAGCAGAUGCUCAGUCCCCCACAGCCAUUAUUUUACUGAUUGUUUUCUUACUCACAAGGAAGUGGAAGCUGGUGGGAGACAUGAGUCAUGUGAAAUGAGAGCACAGCACCAUGCAGCAGCAAGGGAGCAGACACCUCCAUCCAAAUUCAGAAAGGUACAGAAUUUUCUAAACUAAAAUAUAACCUUAAUCCUAUAACAGCACGCUUCCACAAAUGUUGCUUGAAACCUAUAGACUGUCAAGCCAUAAAAUACAAUUACUCAGUGCUUAUAAUCACCACGUAGCCUGUUGUGGUUUGGCAGGCUCUCCUCCUCCAGUGUCAAAUAUAAAACAUGAUGGUGGCCUACAGAACUUUAGGGAAACAUAAUGCCUGACAGCAGAGCAAGACUGCAUGGAAAAGCAUUGUAUCACCUCCAACAAAAUAAACAAGCCAGAACUCUCACAAGAUUAAUACUAGCAAUCAUCACCACCAGAAUAAAUAGAGGGUUUCAUUUUACUAGUUUUAAAAUACUUACUCCACUUGGUGAAUUAUGGCUGUUUUUUCUAAAGUGGCUCCUAAUCUGAUUGCUCAGAGAUUUAUGUACAGUCACAAAGUUGGGAAAUUAUUAUUGGGAAUGUCUAUUCAGAUGAGAACUUUCUGAAAAUUGAGAUAGGGACUAAAAUCAGAUUUUAUACUUCUCAUUUAACAAUCUAUUAUUAAUAAGCUUUUUAAUUGAUGUCAGUAGAAAUAAUAACUUCAUUUUCACAGCGCCAGACAAAAUUCAUUCCACUGCUUAACCAUAUUUGUCCUCCCCAUGAUGACUUAGCAGAAGCAUAUUGAUGCUAAUCAAUAAUCAUUUAAAAAGACCCCCUCCUUAAAACAUAACCCACUUUUAUCCCAGUGUUUACAUCAGCACCAGCAGGUAGCACUGACCAUACCUGUCCAUGAUAAACUGAUGAAAUCCAGCUGAAAUGAAAAUAAGCAGUGACCCGCCUGGUAAUGACCACAUCACUACUGCACCACUAAUAACACGUGUGGAAAGGAAAGAUGUGUCCAAAACUGGACUACACCUAGGAAUCUGCUACCCUACCUUGUACCCCACAUCCUCCACAGCAGCAGCUCAGGAGAAUUCUCCUACAUUCCCAGGUGGGCUCAAACUGCCAAAGGCUGCUUUUCCCCAUGAUGGGCAGGUAUAAACUGUGCUUUACAGGUUACAAAUUCUAAUCCAACUUCUGGUGACCCCACCAGCAUCACAAAGGAUGAGAGGUGGCCCUGGAGAAACUCAGAAUCAAACCAGAACAGAUGCCAACAGGAAAAUUGUUUUCAUUCCACUGUGCCUCUGUUUAAAAAGCUCAGAUCAUGACGAUACACGAUACAAUAACCUACCUUGACUGCAAGGAUGUAUUUGCAUCAGCACAGACAAUUGCAACACCUCACAAAGGAAGGAAUUUAUACACAGGGCAUCGAACUGUUUGUGCUUUCUCCUGAACCAAGGGUAUCACAAUCACAGUAGGAAAUGUCGUAUCAGACAUGCCUAGCAGCUUUCUGACUGGGUGCAGCCUGUGUAUAACAAGGAGAAACAAACACAUACCAAAAAAACCCAGAAGAAAAAAGACAGCUCACCAUAGUUAGAAAAUGAUGUCUCAGCCCUUAACAUACCCAUGCAGGAAUGCAGAUCAUGUAGUAUACUUCAAAUAACAUACCUGUAAGUGUUCUCAUUACAUACUUAGAAAUGAAAUCUUUUUAUACAGAAUUUCCACUAAAACCUUACCAUCAUUGUGGUCUGGCAGCAAGUUCUACAGAUGAAUUAUGGACUGUGAAUAAAAAUAUUUUAAUAAGUCAUUUUAAAAUCAAUUCCUUUUCCCCUGAAUCAAAUGCUCCUAAACAUUUUCCUCAGCAAACUCCAAACCAUUUUUCUUUCAACUAAUCCUCCUUGGUAAUAGGUAAUUAGAAUUGACCACAAACUCAAGAAUAAAAGGCAAAAUAUUUACACAAAGGCAUUAUUAAUGUACUCUUAACAAGCCUUUUGAACUGUGUCCAGAAGGACACAACAUACUCUUUUUUCACGGAUGACACUUUGAUAAAUAUUAACAGCAGAUAUCUAUGGUUAAAAUUAUUCCUACCAUUGCCAACAGGCAAUACUUCACAUUUGUGAAUUGAUUCUGCUUGGUAAACUCGUGCUCGUUCACAUAGCUUUGCUGAGUUCUGGAAGGUCCUGCUUGCAUUCCUAGAUCUGACUGACCCAAACAAUUUAUAUUACCUGCACAUUUUGCCAUUUUCCCUUUCCCAGAGACUUCAUCUUGCAGCACAUGAAUCUAACCUGAAUACCUGAGGGCUCCCUGCUGUUAACCUUUUGCCAUGUGGAAAAUUGACACCUCAUUCCUUCUCUUGUUUUCUGUCUCCAGACAGUUUCUACUACAGAAGAGCAGCUCCCCUUUCACUUCAGCAACGUUUAGCUUCUCAAAUAGCCUCUUAUGAUGAACGCUAGCAAAGGCUGUCUGAGUCAAAUAAAUUUUGUCAAUGUGCUCUUCUUUACCCUGGCAGACAGCACUGAUUAGCUGCUGUGGUAGAGCUGCCCUAGAAAGAGAAUAUUCUCUGGGCUGGUGCUACUUGAAAGCACCUAAGACAGCAGUAGUUCCAUCCCCCAUUUACCACAGCCCCUCAAAAUGAUGUUUAGGAGACUGAUAAACUGCAGCUUGGUGCAGUCAGUCAGGUAUCUGCUGUACCACCCCCCAGGAAACACACUUGCACUGGACUUCCCAGCAGCGGUUCAGAAUUUCUCUCUAUGCCAAGUUCAGGCAGUGCCUGUAACGUUAUCCUUAAUUUUUCUGUUUUCUGAUUUAACUAUGCUUCAUGUUAGUUUAUAACAGGACAUGCUUCUACUAGCCUAGACAUACUACAGAGCACUGAGGCUCUGCAGGGUGUACAGAUCCAGCUGUUCUCUUCAGCUUCACACACUGGAUUAAACUUGUGGGGUUUAUCACAGAGCUGUCGUUCCACAGGCACAACGCAGUCAGCAGUUCUUUCACCUGCCCCUCAGAAAGCAGUGAGAUUAACAUGAAAUUUGAGAUUUAUCAUGCUAAAAACUAUCAUUCAGUAAUGGGUGUAGAAUUAAUUUUAAUUAGGGUCUUAUUGUUGUACAAUGCAAAAGUGUGUAAAUUGCAGAAAUUAAGAUCUGUUUGUGGCUGGCAAAUGGAAGUGCGUGUAAUACUAGACACAAACAGCAUGCAGGUUUACAAGAAUAGCAAAUGUUCAGAAAAAGGCAGAGUUACUUCAAGUAAUUUUUGUUAUUCCAACAAUCCAUGCAUGACUGCCUCCCGAAUAUACUGAAAA